Sporothrix brasiliensis 5110 is the source of this 813-nucleotide messenger RNA. Its product is annotated as ESCRT-II complex subunit VPS25. The transcript has a single exon. Lineage: Eukaryota; Fungi; Ascomycota; Sordariomycetes; Ophiostomatales; Ophiostomataceae. Gene Ontology annotation, molecular function: protein homodimerization activity; structural molecule activity. Gene Ontology annotation, biological process: protein transport to vacuole involved in ubiquitin-dependent protein catabolic process via the multivesicular body sorting pathway. Bases 1 to 813 code for a protein of 270 amino acids. The record is from RefSeq and is a predicted model, not a curated record. Gene Ontology annotation, cellular component: ESCRT II complex.
AUGGCACAGGAUUUCCGGGUAGCGAGGUCCGGCGCGGCAUCGCCGUCGGUCUCAUCACCAUCACCAGCAACACCGAUACAGAGCUCCAAGGCGCCGGCGUCUGCGUCGUCAUCGUCCGCCUUCAAGUUCCCCCACUACUACAACUACCCGCCGAUGUUUACUCUCCAGCCGAACCUCGAUACCCGCCGCGCCCAGCUCGACAAGUGGUCGUCGCUUGUCCUGGCCUACUGCCGCCACUACCGCAUAUUUCGACUUGUCGUUGCGCCGCCGACCGGCAGCAAUGCCACUGGCGGAUCGUCGUCGUCGUCUUCAUCGCCAGGGCCGGUGCGGGUAGACGGGGACGAGGCGGCUGCCGCAACCGCAGAUGCCGAUGGCGAGGCACCGAGCGUCGCCUACUACGCGCCCGAUCUGUUCCGCAACCGCACCAUCGACCGCACGAUGCCGGCACGCGAGGUGCGCGAGGUAUUUGAAGAUCUGAGGCGGCAAGGGCGGAUCGAGGUGAUUGGCACAUCGUCGUCGUCAGCCUCCCAUUCCUUAUCAACCACCACAUCGCCCGCCGACCCCUUCUCGUGCUACGUCUUCUGGAAGACACCCGAGGAGUGGGCUGCUGCGAUCGAGGCGUUUGUGGACGAGACAGCCCAGCGGGGCAGCGUGCUGACGCUGUACGAGCUGACGGCGGGCGACGGGACGCGCGGCAGCGACCUGCACGGGCUGGACCCGGUGGUGCUGCAGCGGGCGUUGGCGACGCUGGUGAAGCGCGGCAAGGCGCAGGUGUUUGGCCAGGAAGAUUCGCUUGGCGUCAAGUUUUUCUAG